AUGCCAGAGCCGAACCCAAGAUGGAGUGAAGACGUAUCCGAACUUGGUGACACCCAAUGCAUAGCGCUCCUCGAGAAAGUCGCAGAACUCAAACGUCAGCGCGACUCGAUUGUUCCAAUAGGCUGGCUCCCGAACGAGAUCCUCUCGUCCAUCUUCGCGUCAACAAUCGUAUGGGACGUGUUAUACAAUUCCGGCGACAAGACCCACCCAAAACGGACCAACAAGCACCUCAUCCACGCUUCGCAUGCCGUUUUUGACGCGUUCGGACCGAGGUCGAAGAACGCGCCGUUGACCGUGAAAAUAUACAACACAAAAGCCAAGGAGUACAGGCAUAUUCUACAAUUCGCGCCCUGGCUAAAGAGGUUACACAUCGAUUUCGAGCGCCCAGAUCGCCUUCCCGUGGAGAUUCGGUACCCCUUUCCGAUUGUUGAAGCCAUAUUGGUGUCCCCGAUGCCGCUGCCGGAAUCAUCCAUUUUCUACCGGCCUGAAACCUGCUUGGUCCCUUUUCUCGUUGGCAAGAAGCCCUUUUCCAAUCAAGCCCCGCUGUUGAGGGAGCUCGUCAUCGCGCACGAAAUUAUCCACCUGGUUCAGAACUUAUCCGUUUUCUCGAAGAUUAUGACGUUGAUUCUGUUAAAAUUUUGGGUCCGGGAAUCCAAGGCUCUGAAACUUUUGCUGGAGGGGAUAACGUCCAUGCAGUAUCUGGAGAGGCUCGAGUUGAAGGAGUGCACCCACGACGUCGCGAAGGUCGAGAAGCUCUCCGCGAUAAAACUACCAAACCUGCGUUGCCUUCACAUCAGCGGGCAUCUUCUUGGAUAUGCUAGAUUUAUCGGCCAUCUUUCCGCGCCCCAACAGAGCUCCGUCGACAUUCUCUCUUUAUUGUCGACUUCUAUCUCAGCCCAAACCCAGCUAUUCAUCAACUUCCUUAUCUCUAUUAUAGGCCGCUUCCCAACAGACACGACGCACAUUCCAUGGUCGAUGCUGCUGAAGGAAUACUCGGUCAAUAUCACAUAUCAAGCUCAAGACCAACACUCUUUGAAAAAUGGGCCAGAGUUUCGAGAGCAGCUCAGCAUCAUCAUACCGCAAGUCGCAUCCUGCUGGCUCUCGUUCAAUAUACAGGCGAAUCCACCUGUUCAGCUCAAUGAGUCCGGCCCAUUCUUCGACGCCAUGCCACGCCUUGGCCAGUGCAACAUCACAAGCAUUUGUAUCAAUGGCAACCCGGCAUUUGACAACCUGCAAGGCAUCCUCUGCACGCCGCUCACUAUACCUACCUCCGGUACGGACAGCUAG
Molecule: messenger RNA, 1287 nt
Organism: Cyclocybe aegerita
Lineage: Eukaryota; Fungi; Basidiomycota; Agaricomycetes; Agaricales; Hemipholiotaceae
Source: the annotation of a GenBank genome assembly